This is a messenger RNA of Oncorhynchus gorbuscha (pink salmon), 1818 nucleotides long. RefSeq names its product substance-P receptor-like. Gene Ontology annotation, cellular component: sperm midpiece; plasma membrane. NCBI's taxonomy places the organism in Eukaryota, Metazoa, Chordata, Actinopteri, Salmoniformes, Salmonidae. Gene Ontology annotation, biological process: positive regulation of flagellated sperm motility; G protein-coupled receptor signaling pathway. Gene Ontology annotation, molecular function: substance P receptor activity. The transcript has 7 exons. Bases 1 to 1284 code for a protein of 427 amino acids. The record is from RefSeq and is a predicted model, not a curated record.
AUGGAUUCGUUUUUGAACACCACGGAUAACUACCUUUCCAUUAACGCCACUAACGGCUCCAGUUUGAACGACACAGAGGGAUAUAACCAGUUCGUGCAGCCGAUCUGGCAGAUCGCUCUCUGGGCCAUCGCCUACUGCAGCAUGGUGUGCGUCUCGGUGAUCGGUAACCUGGUGGUCAUCUGGAUCAUCCUCGCGCACAAACGCAUGAGGACCGUGACCAACUACUUCCUGGUGAACCUAGCCUUUGCAGAGGCAUCUAUGUCUGCCUUCAACACAGUGAUAAACUUUGCAUACAGCAUCCAUAACGAGUGGUACUUUGGUUUGAGCUACUGUCGGUUCCAUAACUUCUUCCCCAUUGCAGCAGUCUUCACCAGCAUAUACUCCAUGACCGCCAUAGCACUGGAAAGGUACAUGGCUAUCAUCCACCCCCUGAGGCAGAGGUUGUCUUCAGCAGAGACCCGUGUAGUGAUCGGAGGGAUCUGGGUGUUAGCUCUACUAUUGGCCUUCCCCCAGUACUACUACUCAGCUACUGACCAGCUGCCUGGUAGGACUGUUUGUUACAUCCAAUGGCCUGAAUACACCAAUGACACAACCAUGGACUUCAAAAAGAUGUACUCUGUGUCUGUGGUGUUGCUGUACUACUUCCUGCCGCUGUGCAUUAUGGGAUGUGCCUACCUGGUGGUGGGCUCGUCCCUGUGGGCGGGGACUAUCCCUGGAGACUCCACCCACCGUUACCGAGAGCAGCUAAUCGCCAAACGCAAGGUUGUGAAGAUGAUGAUCGUGGUGGUGUGUACUUUUGCAGUGUGCUGGCUGCCUUACCACAUCUACUUCCUGCUCCAGCAGUUCCACCCUGACCCCAUGCAGCUGUUUGAGUGGCGCUACAUCCAGCAGGUCUACCUGGCUGUCCUGUGGUUGGCCAUGAGCUCCACCAUGUACAACCCUAUCAUCUACUGCUGUCUCAAUGACAGAUUCAGGGCAGGCUUUCAGCAGGUGUUCUGUUGGUGUCCAUGUGUUCCUGCCGCCUCCUACGAGGGACUGGAACUCAAGUCCACCCGCUACCUACAGACCCAGAUGAGUGUGUACCGGGCCAGCCGGAUGGAGACCAGUAUGUCAACAGUUCUGCAGCCCACUGAGGAGGAGCGCUGUGGGGCAGAGCAGCCAGCCAGCCCCUCUAUCACCCAGACAACCAUGGAGCUCACCUCCACCUCCAAUGGCUCAGCCUCACGAUCAGCCCUCAACCCCCCCGACAGCCCUGCUUACUACGGCAGACAUAACAUGGACUAGUGGCCUAACAAAUGCCUAACUGGAUUAGUCGUGGUUUAAUCUCACUUAACCCAGAACUAAAAUGUUACGUUAUUUUGGUCAGCUGCUCGAUAGGUUCUAGGGGGAAGUGUGUUAGAAAUGGAGAUUUCCGUUUUGUCUCCACUCUCACAAAAGGAAAAUCUCAGUCAAUCCCUCCCACCCCCUUCUGAUAUUUUCACCGGUGGUUAUCAUCCGCCGAAGUAAAGCAGUUUAAGCACCGCCUUCACCCAAUUCUGAUAUGUCCAAAUAAACAGUGAUGAAACCCAAACCCCAGAAGUAAUGCUGCUCGUAUCCCAUAUUAUCCCGACAGGUGUACUGUACCAGUUAUGUUUACUGUAGGUACUGUCCACGGGAGAUUAUACGUGGUUUAGUGCACUAUAGCCUGGGCUAGUGCUCUAUUCUCACACAUUCUAAUGCCGACACAACAUUGGCUAGGGCUGCCUCAAUUCUUUGGGGGAUGGACUCUACAAGGUGUCGAAAACAUUCCACAGGGAUGCUGGCCCAUGUUGACUCCAA